AUGAGCGGGAGGUUUCACUGUUCCUGUCCUUUUUGCAUGUUGCAAAGAUUCCUUUACCCUCCAACUUCAGGGCCUUGGACAAUGAAGUUUCUGAGUUCAUCAAUCUGUUGUAUCAAGAAGGGGAGAGUAUUUCGCGUGCAGAAGCGAUUGUACCCGCGUUGUCGGCGGGAGCUGUGCAUUUCGCAACAGUGGUACACAAAUUGGACUAGAGAACAUGUCCCGACACGAGCAACCCCAUGCACAUGGGAGAUGGUCCAAGCAUUUAUUGGUUUGUGUCUUCGACAAAAGUGGCCUCAUUUGGGCCUGAUCUUUCUUUUGGGCUUCGUCUUCUUUUUGCGCAUCGGUGAAGUUAUUGGUUUAGCCUUGACAGACAUUGAAUGUGACCUGACUACCUCAACAGUCCUUAUCCGACUUGUCAAUACGAAAACUUCACGGCAGCAUCAGCAGUUUGUCGCACACACUGACAGUAAUUUUGCACUGCUUACGCAUUAUUUCCUUCGGUCUGUGGACCCGUCUAUUCCACUAUGGCCAUGUUCACUUUCUUACUUCCGCAUUUGUUUUCGUGCUGUGACUUCAUUUUUUGACCUUGAUGAAUUGAAUUUGGUUCCAUACAGUCUCCGCCGUGGCGGGGCUUCUUAUUUCUAUGGGGCUCAAAAAGCGUUGGACUUUGUGAUGAUUCAAGGCCGUUGGAAAGAUCAACGAACUGCCAGAUUGUACCUGGAUGACGCUCGGGCCUCUUUGAUCUCCAUGCAACUUUCUCCUACCUCUAAGGCACUGAUUUCCUCUUUCCGUGUCUCUUUUCUUCGUUUUUGUACUUCGCUUCGCAAAUGA
This is a messenger RNA of Durusdinium trenchii, 831 nucleotides long. Lineage: Eukaryota; Dinophyceae; Suessiales; Symbiodiniaceae. The record is from the annotation of a GenBank genome assembly.